UCUCAAAUGGUUCUCUCUCGGCCACUUAACUUGCCCCACCACAAUGCAAGAACUCUGGGACGAUUCCGUCACUCCGAACCGGACCCUCCACCAGCUGAUCCACACCUGGUUUUCCCAAAAGUACUUGGCCUUGAAAAAGCGGUCCGAGGACGUUCAAGGCAGAGUUCUAGAGCUCUUGGAUUCGUUGAAGAGAGUCAAGGGCCAAGCUAGGGUUCAGUCCCUUAAAGAUCUCCGACAUGUCGUCACCGCCCACUCCUCCGCCAAGAAGAUGGUUGUCGACAACGGCGGCGUCGGCUUAAUCUCCUCUCUUUUGGGCUCUUUCACUUCCCACGCCGUCGGGUCCGAAGCCGUGGGGAUCCUCGUCAAUUUGGAUCUCGAUUCGGAGCUGAAGAAGAAUCUGAUUCAACCCACCAGAAUAUCGCUAAUCGCGGAUAUUUUAAACGAAGGCUCCAUAGAAACCAAAAUUAAUUGCACGAAAUUCAUCAAAAUGUUGAUGGACGGCGAGGAUUUGAGAUCGGAAAACGUCUCCAGUUUAAGCCUCUUGGUCGGAUUGUUGAGAAUGGUGAAGGAUCAGAGACACCCAACCGGAGUAUCCGCCGGACUCAGUUUACUCCGAUCGCUCUGUUCCAACGAACCAAUCAGAAAGCAACUCGUCAGCAUCGGCGCCGUCGCGAAACUCGGCGGCGCCCUCUCCGGUCUAAACCCCGAUUGCCUGGAAUCAGCGCUCUAUAUUCUCGAGGUGUUAUCGUCGCUUCCAGAAGGAAGAAUCGCGUUGAAAGACUGCGAGGAUACGAUUAGGAAUUUGGUGAAAUUGUUGAUGAAAGUGUCGGAGAUUUGUACUCAAUUUGCGCUGUCGAUCUUGUGGGCGGUUUUCAAGUUGGCUCCGGAGGAAUGCGCGGUGCUGGCGGUGGAGGCCGGUUUGGCGGCGAAGCUGCUGCUUAUGAUCCAAAGUGAGUGCAAUAAUUCAGAGCUGAAACAGAGAUCCAUAGAGCUAUUGAAAUUGUGUAGUCUAAAUUACCCGGAUUCUACCUUCAUUUCCAAGUGUAAGCUUACCAGAACUAUACAAUAAAAAGAUAGCUUGUCAAAAUUGUUCAUA
Momordica charantia (bitter melon) is the source of this 1096-nucleotide messenger RNA. Its product is annotated as U-box domain-containing protein 30. Gene Ontology annotation, biological process: protein ubiquitination. NCBI's taxonomy places the organism in Eukaryota, Viridiplantae, Streptophyta, Magnoliopsida, Cucurbitales, Cucurbitaceae. The record is from RefSeq and is a predicted model, not a curated record. Gene Ontology annotation, molecular function: ubiquitin protein ligase activity.